AUGGCGACAAUACAGGUCGUCUUCUGGUUAAUGCUGGUACUCACUGUUCUAUCCGGCAUUUCCCAUGGGGCUGCUCCUGACAAGAAUAACCUCUUUGCGUUGUUGAAGAAGUUAGAUGCAGAAUUAUCCAGACGUGAGGUUGAUGAUUACAAACCAUGGCUGACCAUUCCACCUGAAAAUAAUAACGGGAAUACAGAUGAAAUCCUCAGCCACAACGAUAAGCUGCGGCUCAACUUGGAAGGUGAAAACCAGGAAGACAGGGACUUACACUCCCACAUCAAACAUGCUUUUUUCUCUCUUCCUUUGUCAAUGAAGAAGGAUGAUGACGAAGAACGGGAAAAGAGGAAAUACUUGUAUCCAAAAGGAUCAUCGAAUCUUUGGCCACAGGGGAUUAUUUUGUACAGGUUUGCCACGGAUCAGAGAAGAUUCGACAACCAAGAAAGCUAUGAUGUCGUCAAGGCAGCCAUGCGGUGGUACGAAGAGAACAGCUGUAUAAAAUGGCGAGAGGCGACCUCGCAGAUGGAAAAUUUCGUGGAGAUUGGAAAAGGCGUCGGUUGCAGCGCCAACAUUGGGAGAAGCGUGCAGAAGAGCAUCAUGACAUUGGAAGAACCUAGAUGUCUCACGUUCACGACUGUUUUGCACGAAAUGGGCCAUUGUUUGGGCUUCCAUCACGAACACGUCCGUAGUGACCGUGACAAGUACGUUGAUGUGAUUUACAGCCGACUUCAGGAGAAACCCGGGGGUACCAACUGGGGCAAGUCGAAUACCAUAAACUACGCCCCCUACGACCUGGGAUCCACUAUGCACUACAGCCUAUACGCGGGCUCUUUAGAACAAGGGAAGAUGGCAAUCAUCCCAAAGAACAUGGAGUUAGACUUCUUGGCUACAACACACAGACCCUCCACCAUGUCUUUCUACGAUCUCUUCUCUAUCAACUACGCAUACGAAUGUGCAGAAAAAUGUAACCCCGAACCAGCCUGCCGAAAUGGAGGGUUCAAGAACCAUAAAUGCCAAUGCGUUUGUCCAGAGACGUUGACCGGAGAUCUUUGUGAAGCUGUCGAAACCGACACAACAUGUGGCGGAAUUAUAAACCUUGCAAUGGACGAAGAGGUGAAGAUAUUCUCACCCAAUUCCCCUGCUAACUACAAUGUCGGGGCAAACUGUGGCUGGUUAAUAAAGGGUCCGGAAUUGUCGGUGAUAUCAAUGGACAUGAUCACAUUUGAUAUUCCACCUCAACGAGGCUUCAACUACUACACUGGAGAGUACGAGGACGUAUGUACCCAUCACCUCGAGGUUCGCUACAAUCUGAUUGGUCAGCCGGGACCAAUGUAUUGCGGAAAGAACUGGCAGCGUGGUCCGAUCGAGGCCACCACUGACGGAGAACCCAGCCGGAUGUUAGUUCGCUUUAACUCUACAGGCAGAACGUCCACCGGGGCUGGCUUCCGGGGAGUCAUUAAAGCUACCCCUGUGGGAUGUCGGUCAGACCCCUGUCAAAAUGGCGGCUCUUGUACUGACAAGAAGACGGGUCCAAGCUGUAGAUGCCCAAGAGGAUUUGCUGGUGACUUCUGUGAAUUGCUAGGUUCAGCCACAAUUUUCUGUGACUUUGACAACCAAAUUAACUGCUUUUUCACCACCGAUACGGCCGCCCCUCAGAAAUGGCAGUUCAACUCCGGUGGAACGCCAUCCCCCGGUACUGGUCCCACGGCAGGAUUCGGUGGGGCUGGUAUGUACGCUUACAUGGAGGGUAGCUUCAUUCCAACCGGUGACUACGCCAGAUUGAUGUCAUCACUUCUGAAACCUGGGGCACGUUGUGUUGAUUUUUACUACCACAUGUACGGCGCUGACGUAGGGCAGCUCUUGGUUAAAGUGCUUGAAGACGGACUAGAGAGAGUGGAGCUCCGCCUAGCGGGGGAUCAAGGCAACGCCUGGUUCAACAGGCAGCUGAUGGUGGACGCUCAGAAGCCAUACAGGAUUAUCUUUGAAGCCAUCCGGGGAUCAGAUUUCCAGUCGGAUAUUGCACUAGAUAACAUCCAGAUUGAUCUGAGGAGAUGUGGAGAGCCGCUGACCACACCACCACCAACAAAUCCGCCAACGACCAGACAACCAACAAAUUCGCCAACGACCAGACAACCAACAAAUCCGCCAACAACCAGACAACCAACAAAUCCGCCAACAACCAGACCACCAACAAAUCCGCCAACAACCAGACCACCAACAAAUCCGCCAACAACCAGACGCCCAACAAUUCCGCCAACAACUGCUCCCCUCAGAGCUUGUGACUCCUCGCCAUGCUUGAACAAAGGUAGAUGUCGUCAAAAUAACAGUCCGAAAGGAUACACUUGCAAAUGUCGAAGAAAAUACACCGGUCAAAGAUGUGAACUAAUAGGUACUGGGAAUUAUUUCUGUUACUUCGGGCAGACAGCUAAAUGCCCUUUCACCAUUGAUCAAACAAGCCCAAUAAAAUGGCAGAAAAGAAAGGGUCCCACAAGGACAGCACGUACUGGGCCUUCAAGUGGGAUGGGAGGGAAAGGACCAUACCUGUACAUUAACGCUGCUGGAAAAUCCCCAGGACAAACGGCGGCAUUCACCUCAGCUCUGCUGGAUGCAUCGCCCAGAUGUCUCAAGUUUUGUUACCAUAUGUACGGCGCCACCAUGGGCGCGCUGCAGGUCAAGUUCGUUCAAGGUAUAUACGAAGCAGUCGUGUUCUCUGCGUCUGGUAAUCAAGGCAACUGGUGGCGAACGAUGAAAAUGACGAUCAACAGUAACAUCCCUUACAAGAUAAAGAUUGUUGCGAUUCGGGGAGCAGGUCAACAGUCAGACAUUGCCAUCGACAGUCUUAAGUUAACCUACGGGCGAUGUGCAAAUGUCCCUCGCUCAACCAUGAUUAAACGUGCCCUUACAGCAACCAAUAUGCAGCCCCCUACGAACGGACGCAUUAUUGACCAAGUCACUUGUACUUUCGAUGAGAAAACGCUUUGCAAGUUUUCUCAGGUGAAUAUGGACGACGAAGACUGGACGCUGAAGCAUGGCCCCUCCCCAGGCCAGGGAACCGGGCCUCUCGGGGACCACACGGGCAAAGGUUAUUACCUCAGUCUGCAAGCCUCUGAUUCUCAGGCCAGUGGACAGAAAGGCACCAUCGUCAGCGACAUCUUACCGUUCGGAACUGACACGACUUUGUGUCUGUCCUUCUGGCACCACAUAGAGGGCGCCACUCCGGCCAAGCUUGCCGUGAAAAAAGUGUGGCAACAAGAGUUCGUCACGGAAGAUUCUCUCCUGUGGCUCUCCGAUGGAUCGUCGUCCACACGAUGGAGACAGGUCAAGGUCACUCUGGAGCCAUCCGCUGACUUCCGGUUAAUCUUUGAGGGAACAUUGGGAGAGCAACAAAAUGGCAUAGGCCUUGAUGACGUCAGCAUUCGAAGGGGUCCCUGUAGAUCAGACUAAAAAACGUAACCAAUCUACUUAAAGGUAAAGCGAAUCUUUGAAGAGUAUUGAACAUUGG
This is a messenger RNA of Liolophura sinensis, 3499 nucleotides long. Its product is annotated as MAM and LDL-receptor class A domain-containing protein 1-like. The transcript has 27 exons. Gene Ontology annotation, biological process: proteolysis. The record is from RefSeq and is a predicted model, not a curated record. Lineage: Eukaryota; Metazoa; Mollusca; Polyplacophora; Chitonida; Chitonidae. The coding region runs from base 1 to 3441 and encodes 1146 amino acids. Gene Ontology annotation, cellular component: membrane. Gene Ontology annotation, molecular function: zinc ion binding; metalloendopeptidase activity; calcium ion binding.